Molecule: messenger RNA, 3179 nt
Organism: Myripristis murdjan (pinecone soldierfish)
Lineage: Eukaryota; Metazoa; Chordata; Actinopteri; Holocentriformes; Holocentridae
Gene: ntrk3b
Product: neurotrophic tyrosine kinase, receptor, type 3b
Exons: 18
Coding region: 455-2914 (819 amino acids)
Biological process (GO): positive regulation of kinase activity; protein phosphorylation; cell surface receptor protein tyrosine kinase signaling pathway
Cellular component (GO): axon; plasma membrane; signaling receptor complex
Molecular function (GO): transmembrane receptor protein tyrosine kinase activity; neurotrophin receptor activity; ATP binding
Source: RefSeq, a predicted model, not a curated record
CAGCAAAGUUGGAAACCAGCCUUACUUGGCCUCUGAGAUAUUUGUUUUAUCUCCUGUGACAUCACUAUAAUAUAUAGUUUGAUUUUUGCCGUGACAUCCGUGCUGUAGGCUGCUCUAAAAUCUAUUAUAGGCCAGUCGUCCUGGUCCUGCUUGGAGAGAAACGACGACAUCAGCUCGGCAUUCUGGGGGAACACCAUGCCUUGUAGGCUGAAAAGACGAGUGGAACCUCGCAUUUCAGCGCUUGCACAUUUUUGAUUUCCUUUUUUUUUUUUUUUGUUUUUCCCCUUUGUACCAUAUCUGUGACGCGCAAGGACACUACAGCAUCCAUCCACAGCAGAAACCUUCACACAGAGCAUCCUCCACAGACGCACCACCAUCAUCAUCUUCGUCCUCCUCCUCUCCUAUUUGAUUCGAACCCAAAGGACACCAGGAGCUCUUUUCCCCGCUUGGAGACAUGGAUCUAUGGUUUCAUCCGAGCCGGAUUUGCUGGUGGAGGGUUUUGUUUCUGCUGAGUGUUUUCCAGGACUAUCUGAGCUCCAUGCUGGACUGCCCGCCGACCUGCAGCUGCUCUCCAACAGAGAUCUAUUGCAAUAAGUCCGACAACGGCAGGUUUUUCCCUUUACUCGCCCUGCAAGAUACUGGGAGCAAUGGGAGCAGUGUCGACAUAGCAGAGUUAUUCAAAAACAUCACCUCCAUACACAUAGAGAACUGGACAGGACUGCAGACUCUGAGAGACGUCGAUAUGGAGCUCUACACCGGACUGCAGAGACUAACAAUCAUGAACUGCAACCUGAAGAUAAUCCAGGCUCGCGCCUUCGCUCAGAACCAACACCUGCGCUACAUAAACUUGUCGAAGAACCCUCUCACCACGCUGUCAUGGCAGCUCUUCCAGAACCUCCAACUCUCUGAGCUGCGAUUGGACGGUGUGGUGUUUGACUGCGGUUGUGAUAUCCGAUGGAUCCAACUGUGGCAGCAGAGAGGAGAGGCUGGACUCCACACACAGCAGCUGUACUGCAGGAAUGGAGCCUCUAAGAUACGACUGCAUAACAUGUACAUCCACAACUGUGACUUACCAGAGAUCAGUGUGAGCCACAGUAGUGUGUUGGUGCUGGAGGGUGACAACGUGACAGUGAGCUGCAACGGAUCAGGGGCGCCGCUUCCUGAAGUGGACUGGACCGUCACUGGGCUGCACUCCAUCAACACACAUCUGUCUAAUGUGUACUGGCCAAACAUCCACUCUAUCAACCUGACUCUCUUCAACAUCAGCCGAGAUGACAACAACUUCCUGCUCACCUGCAUCGCAGAGAACGUGGUGGGAAUGACCAACUCUUCCAUUCAGCUCAACGUGCAGUUUCCACCAGUCAUCCUGAGGCUAGCUGAACCUGAGCGGCGCCAUGACACUUGCAUUGAGUUCACAGUUCGGGGAUACCCACACCCCAAGCUGCGUUGGUUCCACGGGCAGAAGGAAAUUCUCCAGAGCCAAUACAUCCGAACUGAGAUGGCCUUCUACCAGGACUAUCUGGAGGGUUGUCUGACUUUCCAGAACCCCACACACAUUAACAAUGGCAACUACACCCUGGAGGCCAGCAACCCUCUUGGAACCGUCACCAAGACAGUUUAUGGACACUUCCUCAUGGCCCCGGACACCGGUGUAGAUGAACUAGUGGAAUAUGUUACUUCAACGCCAUCAGACAGCGACUCGAGCCGACCAGAUGAGGAUACGUUCGGGGUCUCCAUCGCUGUGGGCUUGGCGGGCUUUGCUUGUGUUCUCCUCCUCGUCCUCUUUGUUCUCAUCAACAAAUAUGGCCGUCGCUCCAAAUUUGGUAUGAAAGGCCCAGUAGCUGUGAUCAGUGGUGAGGAAGACUCUGCCAGCCCCCUUCAUCAUGUAAACCAUGGGAUUAUCACCCCCUGCACCCUGGAUGCAGGUCCUGAUGCAGUCGUCAUAGGGAUGACUCGCAUCCCUGUGGUGGAGAACCCUCAGUACUUCAGACAUGGACACAAUUGCAAUAAGCCAACCACUUUUGUCCAGCAUAUAAAGAGGAGGGACAUCAUCCUGAAGAGAGAGCUGGGUGAAGGAGCGUUCGGUAAAGUCUUCUUGGCAGAGUGUUACAACCUUAGUCCCACCAAGGACAAGAUGCUGGUGGCUGUCAAGACACUGAAAGACCCGAACCUGUCAGCGAGGAAGGACUUUCAGAGGGAGGCAGAGCUGCUGACCAACCUGCAGCACGACCACAUUGUUAAAUUUUAUGGUGUAUGUGUGGACGGAGACCCUCUCAUCAUGGUGUUUGAAUAUAUGAAGCAUGGAGACCUCAACAAAUUUCUUAGAGCCCACGGUCCUGAUGCCAUGAUCCUGGUGGACGGCCAGCCGCUGCAGUCUAACGGAGAGCUGGGCCUUUCACAGAUGCUGCACAUUGCCACCCAGAUCGCCUCAGGCAUGGUCUACCUGGCCUCCCAGCACUUUGUCCACCGAGACCUGGCAACCCGCAAUUGCCUGGUGGGCAACGGCCUGCUGGUCAAAAUCGGAGACUUCGGCAUGUCCAGGGACAUUUACAGUACUGACUACUACAGGGUUGGAGGACACACCAUGCUACCUAUUCGCUGGAUGCCACCAGAGAGCAUCAUGUACAGGAAGUUCACUACAGAGAGUGAUGUCUGGAGCUUUGGAGUCAUCAUGUGGGAGAUCUUCACCUAUGGGAAGCAGCCCUGGUUUCAGCUGGCUAAUAAUGAGGUUAUUGAGUGUAUAACCCAGGGUCGGGUUCUGGAGAGGCCACGGCUUUGUCCUAAGGAGGUGUACGAUAUCAUGCUGGGCUGCUGGCAGAGGGAACCGCAGCAGCGACUGAACAUUAAGGACAUUCAGAAGGUCCUGUUCGCCAUGGGCAAAGCCACGCCCGUCUAUCUGGACAUCCUGGGCUAGCACGGGCCUGGUGUGGCCUGUUCCUCGCCAGACAAACAGACCGACAGGGACACACAGACAGACUGACCAACACGAAACCAGGAAUAACCAAACCAACCUGCUCCACUGUCGAAAAACACCUACAAGUUUGGGAAGGACUUAAGUGCCUGCAACACUUUUGGAUAUACUGGAUAAAAAGUAUUCGCAAAACACGCACUUUUACAUUUUGUUUACUUAUGUAUAAGAUGUAUAGGUUUGAAGAAGACUUUUUUUCUCAAAAACUGCA